Molecule: messenger RNA, 1470 nt
Organism: Chenopodium quinoa (quinoa)
Lineage: Eukaryota; Viridiplantae; Streptophyta; Magnoliopsida; Caryophyllales; Amaranthaceae
Product: extensin-2-like
Exons: 2
Coding region: 42-1145 (367 amino acids)
Source: RefSeq, a predicted model, not a curated record
UUAAAGCAUAACCAAAUCCUUCACAUUUUAGUGAAAAAAACAUGGGAAAGUUAGGAGGAAUAGCCCCUCUCAUGGCCACUCUAGUAGUGGCUUUUGUCGCCCUUACCAUGCCGGUGUUGAUCUCGGCUGAUUACAAGUAUGCCUCACCACCACCACCUCCCUACCAAUACACCUUUCCGCCACCGGCUCAUCAUGAGAUGCCUAAGGAACACUACCCACAUCCACACCAUGAUAAGCCUAAAAAACAUUUUCCUCCUUAUCAUCAUUAUGAUAAGCCCCCGCACCAUAAAAAACCUAAGGAACAUUAUCCGUGGCCAAAACCUUCUCCGGGUUACAAGUCACCACCUUAUUAUUAUUCACCACCAUCUCCAGUGUACAAGUCUCCACCACCAACUCCGGUGUACAAGUCUCCUCCUACAUAUUACCCCCCUCCAACCCCGGUGUACAAGUCUCCUCCUAUGUAUUACCCCCCUCCGACCCCAAUCUACAAGUCUCCACCACCAUCUCCAGUGUACAAGUCUCCUCCAACGUAUUAUCCCCCUCCAACCUACAAGUCACCACCAACUCCGGUAUACAAAUCACCUCCUAAGUACUAUCCACCUCCAACCCCAGUUUACAAGUCUCCACCAGUGUACAAAUCACCUCCUAAGUACUAUCCACCUCCAACCCCAGUUUACAAGUCUCCACCAGUGUACAAAUCACCUCCUAAGUACUAUCCACCUCCAACCCCAGUUUACAAGUCUCCACCAGUGUACAAGUCUCCUCCUACAUACUACCCACCAACUCCUAUCUACAAGUCCCCUCCAGUGUACAAGUCUCCACCAGUUCACAAAUAUCCACCUCCAACCCCCGUGUAUAAGUCUCCUCCAGUAUACAAGUCUCCACCAGUUUACACGUAUCCACCCCCAAGUCCGGUGUACAAGUCACCUCCACACUACUACUACCCACCUCACCCUAUCUACAAAUCUCCCCCGUUUCACAAACACCCACCGCACCUCCACCACCACCCAAUUUACUCAUCUCCACCAAAGUCGCACCAUCACCCGUACCCUCACCCUCAUCUCCACCCCCAUCCUAAGCCUGGCUACCAUUCACCUUCCCCUCCUUAUGCCUAUACUUCUCCCCCGCCUCCUUACCACUAUUAGCUUGAGUUGACUCUUGUUUUAAAUUGUUGACAAGGUAAAUGGCAGCUAUUUGAUUAAUACAAGUUCAGAAAAACGGCACGCAAGUAGUCUAAGGGAAAGAAGGAGAAAAAACAAGACUGUAUUGUCACAAUAAAUCAAGUUAGGGAGUGAAUUAUUUUCUUGUAUUCCUAGGGUUGUAUUCAGUUUCGAACUUAUGCAACUCAAGCACCAUGUAAUAAUAUGUUUGUCAUAAAUUAUUAUAAUUAAUAGUGUUUUUUAUUGUUUAAGCUACAACAUAAUUCCUCCUAUGUCCUGAAUUAAUAAAAUUCGAAGUAUGUUUAUCCCA